Dacryopinax primogenitus is the source of this 1495-nucleotide messenger RNA. RefSeq names its product endopeptidase. Gene Ontology annotation, cellular component: fungal-type vacuole. Gene Ontology annotation, biological process: proteolysis. Lineage: Eukaryota; Fungi; Basidiomycota; Dacrymycetes; Dacrymycetales; Dacrymycetaceae. The record is from RefSeq and is a predicted model, not a curated record. The coding region runs from base 127 to 1368 and encodes 413 amino acids. The transcript has 3 exons. Gene Ontology annotation, molecular function: aspartic-type endopeptidase activity.
GACCAAGUCCCCCUCCUUGCCAACCCUUCACCCUUUUAAUCCCCACCCUCAUCUGCUCAUCUUAGCACCUUCUCUCCCUCCUCUCCCUCCUUAACCAUCACCCACCGCAGAGCGCGUGCAUACAACAUGCAUCUCUCAACUCUCCUUCCCUUCUUGUCCCUUCUGGCCAUCCCCACGGAUGCGAAGGUGCACCGCAUGAAGAUCAACAAGAUGGCCCGCACGGCCGCUUCCUUCCAACAGGACCCCAGUCUCGAGUCCGCCUACCUUGCUGAGAAGUACAUGUCGCGUGUGCAGCUGCCGAUGGGCUAUGGUGGGCCGGCUGGCAAGGUUUCUGAGGGUGUCCAUCGUGACAAGGACCUCUACUGGACUCAGGAUACCACCAUCCAGGGAUCACAUGGAGUGCCCUUGACCGAUUUCAUGAAUGCGCAGUACUUUGCCGAGAUCACUCUCGGUACCCCUCCCCAGACUUUCAAAGUUGUCCUUGACACUGGCUCCUCCAACCUCUGGGUGCCUUCUAUCAAGUGCACUUCGAUCGCUUGCUUCCUUCACCAAAAGUACGACUCAGCCGCCUCUUCCACUUACAAGAGCAAUGGGACCGCCUUCGAGAUCCACUACGGCUCCGGCUCCAUGGAGGGCUUCGUUUCCAACGACCUGCUUACCAUCGGCGAUCUUCAGGUUCAGAAGCUGGACUUUGCUGAGGCCACCAAGGAGCCCGGCCUUGCCUUCGCCCUCGGCAGGUUCGACGGCAUUCUCGGUCUUGCCUACGACACCAUCUCCGUCCUCCACAUGACCCCCGUCUUCUACCAGAUGAUCAACCAGAAGCUGCUCGAGAACCCUGUCUUUGCCUUCCGUCUCGGCAACUCAGACGCUGACGGUGGAGAGGCUACCUUCGGUGGCAUUGACGAAAGCGCAUACACCGGUAAGAUCGACUACGUGCCGGUGCGUAGAAAGGGUUAUUGGGAGAUCGAGCUCGACAAGAUCUCCCUCGGCGGCGAAGAUCUUGAGCUCGAGAGCACUGGUGCCGCCAUCGACACCGGCACUUCCCUUAUCGCUCUUCCUUCCGAUAUCGCUGAGAUGCUCAACAAGGAGAUCGGCGCGACUAAGUCCUGGAACAACCAGUACACUGUAGAGUGCAGCACUGUCGAUUCACUGCCUGAGCUCACGUUCUACUUCAAUGGCAAGCCCUACCCUUUGUCCGGCCGCGACUACAUCCUUGAAGCACAGGGAACUUGCAUCUCCUCCUUCACCGGCCUGGAUAUUCCUCCCCCUCUCGGUCCCAUCUGGAUCGUUGGUGACGUCUUCCUGAGGAAGUACUACUCUGUUUACGAUCUCGGUCGUAAUGCCGUUGGCCUUGCUAGCGCCGCUUAAAUUAUGCCUCUCCUUGUAACUGAAACUGUUUCUGACUGCAUACGUUUCGUGUACUUCGUUGUCGCGUCGGAUGCCUUGCGAGUCCUAUCACUUAAUGCCCGCCUCCAUUCUUUCAAUGCCCACUCCU